This is a messenger RNA of Cololabis saira (Pacific saury), 1342 nucleotides long. RefSeq names its product tetratricopeptide repeat domain 19 (gene ttc19). Gene Ontology annotation, biological process: mitochondrial respiratory chain complex III assembly. Bases 20 to 1213 code for a protein of 397 amino acids. The transcript has 11 exons. NCBI's taxonomy places the organism in Eukaryota, Metazoa, Chordata, Actinopteri, Beloniformes, Belonidae. The record is from RefSeq and is a predicted model, not a curated record. Gene Ontology annotation, cellular component: mitochondrial inner membrane. Gene Ontology annotation, molecular function: protein binding.
CGCUCUUGAGUAAACAGGAAUGGCUGCGUGCAGAGCGCUGCGGUUCGUCCUCAGUCGGAGCCUGAGCAGGUCCCGGUGUUCCCCGGGACACAGACGUCUCUCAGCGCAGAGCCUUGCUGUUACGUCCCAGUCUGAUACAGGCUGUUCGGCAUGUUUGGUAACUGAGAAUAGACAUGAAGCUGUCUGGAGAAACUGUAAGAGAGGAAGAGGAGGAGAAGGAGAAGGAGGAGGAGGAGAAGGAGAAGGAGGAACAGGAACGGGAGUUAUCUGGGCUGCUGUGGCCUUUUCCCUGUUCGGCAGCAGCAAUGAGGACCAGCGAACUGAAGCUCAGCGGAAGGAGGACGACAUGAUCCUGCUGCUGAAGAAGGCCAAGCUCAGUAUACAUCGCGGGCAGCUGCCGGCCGCCACGUCCUUCCUCCAUCAAGCCGUGGUUCUGGCUCAUCAGACCCACAACAACCAGGCCAUCAUCUACACCUACAGCCAGAUGGCAAACCUGGCCUACGUUCAGGGUCAACUCGACAGUGCAGAGAAACUUUUCAAAGCUUCCAUGAGCUUCAUUCUGGCAGGAGGAACUCCAGAGGACGACAAUGCCGUCAUCGAGAUGUCCCUGAAACUGGCCACCAUCUAUGCAGAGCAGAACAAGGUGGAGCUCGCAGAGCACGGUUUUAAGUUCUGUACAGAAUCUCUGGAAGCCAAACUGGAGAAAUACAAGGAGCUGCAAGAGGACGAGAAGACAGAGGAACAGGAAGUUCUGAGGAAGGACACCCACCUCCUGCUGGGUCUGUGUUUGGACUCUCGAGCUCGGUACCAAGCGUCCAAGCUGCGUCUGAGCCAGGCGGGGCAGGAUUACCGCCGGGCCCUGGACAUCUGCCGACAGGAGCAGGGAGAAACACACCCCCAGACGCUGGUCCUGAUGAGUGACCUGGCCACCAUCCUGGACCUGCAGGGUAGUCAUGACGAUGCUCUGGUUCUGAUCCAGCAGGCGGUGGCCCUCAGUCAGUCUGCAGGACACCCAGAGCAGCACGUGCUGCUGGGAAACCUGGCAGGCAUCCUGCUGCACACAGGUCGGGUGGAGGACUCGGUCCGGUUCUACAAGCAGGCUCUGGAUCUGGCCCGGCAGUCGGGGGACCAGGAGGCCGUGGACCGGAUCCAGGAGGGUCUGCAGGAGGUGAAGAAGAGGAACCAGGAGGAGAAGCAGGAGCCUGCACAGUGACGGGACAGUGGAGGUCCAGGGUCCGGGGUCGUCCGGAUCAGCUGGUCCUGUUUAUUUGUACAGCGCCACUUCAUAACCAAUAUUGUCUGAAGGCACUUUACAGAAAUGAAUAAAGACCAAUUAAAUCCA